AUGCAACCACUCGCUGGAAAAGUCGCCCUUGUAACCGGGGGAAGCAAAGGAAUUGGUCGAGCAAUUUGUCUUCGUCUCGCACGCGAUGGUGCAAUAGUAGUCAUAAACUAUAGCAAUGACUCUUCCGCAGCAAACGAAGUUGCAUCAGCUAUCAGAGAGAAGAACACUACGGUUGUCAAAGCUGACGCCGGCAAUAUUGACGAUAUUUCAAGAUUGGUUGAUACAACCAUUGAGAAACAUGGAAAGAUCGAUAUCUUGGUUGCCUGCACUGCAACUGCGAAGUUCAAUGAAUUGGAAAAUGUCAGUGAGGAAGAAUUUGAUCAGACGUUCGAUUUAAAUGUCAAGGGUCCUUUGUUUCUCGCCCAGAAAUCCGUUCCUUACAUGGCACCCGGAUCCCGCAUCAUACUCUUCUCCACAACCCAAUGUCACGCCAGCACAGUAGCACCACAAUACCUAACAUACAUAAUGUCGAAAGGUGCCAUUGAGCAAAUGACCCGAGGUCUUUCGAAAGAUCUAGCACGAAAGGGUAUUAUGGUCAAUACUGUAGCGCCAGGACCAACGGCGACCGAGCUAUUCUUCAGAGGCAAGAGUGAACAACUUUUGAAGACACUUGCUGGCUUAAAUCCUCAGAAUAGGAUCGGGAAACCAGACGAGAUUGCAGAAGUUGUGGCAUUUUUGAGUAGUGAGGCAAGUUCGUGGGUGACGGGUCAGACACUUCAAGUGAAUGGUGGAAUGGCAUAA
Botrytis sinoallii is the source of this 741-nucleotide messenger RNA. RefSeq lists its product as uncharacterized. The record is from RefSeq and is a predicted model, not a curated record. The transcript has 2 exons. NCBI's taxonomy places the organism in Eukaryota, Fungi, Ascomycota, Leotiomycetes, Helotiales, Sclerotiniaceae. Bases 1 to 741 code for a protein of 246 amino acids.